GCCUUGUCCAAAGCUCACGGCGGCUUCGACAACUCCUCCUCUUCCUCACGCUUCGACCAUCGACCGAGCCAGCCGCGAUACCUUCCUUUGGCCCCUCUCAUCGACCAUGUCACAAUGGCCGACUCGGAGACCAGUGCCGCUCGAGCACCAAUGACGAGCGCACAGUUGGUGGAGUUUGUGACAAAGGAGCUCGACGAUGAACAAGAGCGCGAGGCCAAGGCGGCGGCAUUGAGUGCCAGUGAGCUGCCCACGGAUCAGCAGACGGGAUCCACGUUGGAUUUGAGUCACAGGAACAUCAGCGUACUCCCGGCUGAGGUGGUACUGCUGAUCAAAGAUCGCGUCGAGAGACUGGCGCUUUCGCACAACCGCAACAUCCAGCUGCCCACCGCGAUCGCGCAGUGCGACAGACUGCGGUAUCUGAACCUCCGAUGGAACAAACUGAAGACGUUCCCCGACGCGGUGCUUUCACUGCCCAAGCUGGAGAUCCUGGACAUCAGCAAGAAUGCCAUCGACGCGAUCCCGGAGGACAUCAAGAAGAUGACGAAUCUCAAGUUCCUGGCGGUUGCCCGCAAUAACAUCAAGAGACUGCCUCUGGCGCUGGGCGAGAUGAAUUUGGUGAAGCUUAAGUUUGACGAGAAUCCUAUUGAAUUUCCACCGCCGGAUGUCUUCAAGCCAAAUAUGGACAGCAAUGUGGUCGAGUCGGAAAAGGACAAAGACAUGUGCCAGCAAGUCAAACGAUUUAUGAAGGCUGCUGCUCUGCGAGAGCGACUGCUGACGGACUCGGAGGACUUGAGGUAUCGCUCACCCUCCCAACCACCUUCACGCAGAGCCUCGUUGACAUUCAGAAGCAACGCGGAGACGCCCCGUCCUCCACGAAGAGUCGUGACUGGCGGUCGCUUUCCUGUUCGGCCCAGCGUGAGUGGAAUCGAAAAUGUCGAAGGUCUGGCCAAAUCGGACUCUCCCCCGAGUGCUCCUCCGCCAAUACCCAUGCGAUCACAUGCGCGGGGCCCCUCAUCAAGCAUGAAUCCCACUAUCAUUAAGCGACCGGGUGUCUCGCCCCUUCUCACCACUGGCCUGGAUGCUAGCCGGACCAGGAGUGAGUCCUUGGCCACUCCUGCAAACAUUCGGAACCGUCGCCAAGGAUAUGUGCCGCACAAGCACACGAAUCUCAACUCCCUCGACGAGAUGUCAAACCGUAUGGCUCGUUCCAAUCACGCGUCUGCACUGACUCCGCCCCAUUCUCGUGCUCCCAGCGUCAAUUCGGGUUUCCUCAACGUUAGUGGCGGUGAGAGCUCGUCUGGCGCAGUCAGCCCGACCGAUGGCCCUGUCAAUAGGGCCGUCCUUUCGCGCAAGCUGUCAAGCCUUCCCGAGAGCCGGAAUUCUACGGUGCCAACUAUGAACUCCAUCAAGGCCGUGAAGCGAGUUCUUUUCAUUCUCUUCUACCUCCACCGACCGCUGGCCGAUAUUGCCCAACAACUCGGCACUGGCACUCCACGUCGCUCCACGCUUGAAGUCCAACUGGCAACCGCCAACGUGAAGGUGGAAGAGCUGGACCGACUGAUACACAAGGCAAACAACGUCAUGGAGGAUAACAUGGAAGUCGACGGCCCCAUGAUGAUGGCCAUUGUGCGCACCGCCAUUCUUGCACUGCGGUCUUACGUCUUCGUCGCCAAGGAGCUCAAUCGUAAUCGCCAGCAAUGCGUGAAGCGUGUCGAUGCCUUUCAUGUACGACAAGUCAUCACUUCGGUGUACAGCACGAUGGUGGAAGCACGCAACGUCUGCCAACUAUUGGGCUUCAAGACUGUCGCGGCCAACCCACGAGACACGCUGCGAGCAUCUCAAGCAUACAGUAGCCGCACCGUUACACCAACCCAACCAAAGGCACCCGUCGGAACUCGCCGCCGAGGCGCAACCAUUCUCCCAAGUUCGAGUAGUGUUACGAACCUACGCGGAAUGGCGCCCCCGGUGCCUCUUCACACUUCUUCAAGCCGAAGUCAUACUGUCAACUCUUUUGGAGGCCCGGUCACUCCUCGCUGGAACCAAUCAUUCUCAGAGUUGUCCUCGAUGGCGCACAGUCGCCGCCAAUCGCGCAGCAACACCAUGCGCAGCGUGACCGAAAGUGAUGCAGAGGACACGGCAGACCGAUUGUACCUCAGACUCAAAGCCUGCUGCGAUGUCGCUUCUACAACACUCCCACCAGUUCGUGCUGACCUCCACUCACGAAAGUCAGUCGAAGAUCGUGCUGGCAAUCUUCGCAUGGCCAGUCUUUAUGGCAAUGCUAUUCACAAGUGCGACUUUGCGAUUGCUACCAACAACAAGCUGCUUUCGCGCUUGAAAGUGAUGCAUGUCGGCGAUCCUGCGCGUUACCAACUGGAGUUUAAACAGAUGGCGGAACAGUUCACCAAGGACUGGGCGGACUUCGCCGAGGAGAUUAUGACUAUUGCGCGUGAAGGUCUGGACAUUGGGAACAUCAAGCAUUACCUCAAGCCCGUCCACGCUGCCUGUAGAGAAGUCAGACAUGUCGCGCGGACUGUGUCCCCUCCAUCGAAUCGACCACCGCCGUCCGCGGGUAUCGGCUUUCCACCACCACUGAAUACUGCGCUGGCGCAGCAGACGGCAUCUUCUAUCAAUCCACACGUGCCAGUCACUCCACUUGGCGCCGCUUUAGGCCCUGCAGCGCAGGCUACUGUACCACCAACACCUACCACGGCAAUCAGCACUCCAGAGUAUGGCUUCCCGCCAGUGCCUCCGAUGCCCACGAACAUCCCGCCAGCUACGCAAGGAAGGAGAAUGGCCCCUGCUGCGCCGCUACCCACUUAUUACCUGGCAGCAAUGAGCCAUAAGUGAGGACCAUGUGCGACGAAUGCGGGCAAGAGGUUGUCGAACAGGGCCUCGAGCGUUGUUCGAACUGCUAUUUGAAGGCAAGAAGCAACGGCAUGUAAGAUAGACGAGUUCAUGAGUCAUGAAAGAUUACGAUACCC
Messenger RNA from Sphaerulina musiva SO2202, 2981 nucleotides. RefSeq lists its product as uncharacterized. The record is from RefSeq and is a predicted model, not a curated record. The coding region runs from base 115 to 2847 and encodes 910 amino acids. Lineage: Eukaryota; Fungi; Ascomycota; Dothideomycetes; Mycosphaerellales; Mycosphaerellaceae. The transcript is spliced from 4 exons.